Messenger RNA from Laetiporus sulphureus 93-53, 1686 nucleotides. RefSeq lists its product as uncharacterized. Gene Ontology annotation, biological process: vacuole organization; endosome organization; organelle fusion. Gene Ontology annotation, cellular component: endosome; HOPS complex. The coding region runs from base 1 to 1686 and encodes 561 amino acids. The transcript is spliced from 8 exons. NCBI's taxonomy places the organism in Eukaryota, Fungi, Basidiomycota, Agaricomycetes, Polyporales, Laetiporaceae. Gene Ontology annotation, molecular function: protein-macromolecule adaptor activity. The record is from RefSeq and is a predicted model, not a curated record.
AUGCAAAACUGCACAGCACGCAAUGGACACCGCAUCGCACCUCAGCGUGAUCGUAGACUUGUCACCAACGAGUCCCAGCUGGGCAAACGAGCGUCGCUGAUAUUCAUAGACAGUUCGGAGAUCAUUUAUACUCGACGGUACGACGCAGCAGUACAUACCAAGCUACGUGAUCAGGAAGGUCAAGGAACGUCUCAGUUCUUAGAUGCGCAACGGAUACACAACCUCUACCUUCAAGGGCUCCAUUCCCUAGGGCGCGCUAACGCGGACCACACAAUCCUGCUGUUAAACACGUACACGAAGCUGAAGGACGUCGCGCGUCUGGACAGCUUCAUUAAGCGGAAGUCGUCGUGCGCGACAGACGAGCUUCCGUUCGACCUUGACAAUUCGAUCCGUGUUUGCAGGCAGGAUAUUUCGAGCAUGCUUCGGCUCGGGAACUACAAGGAUGCAUUGGUGUACCUCGGGCGAUUCGGUGCCGAGGCAGUAGGCAGAAGCAAAUCUGGCUCGUUAUGGCCGAGCUAUGCUGACAAUCUCCCUGAACUUCUCAUCGACUUCUGUGCGAGUCUCGCACCGUCGCCCUUCGAAGACGAAGGCGAGAUCAAGGGUCCAACGCGACAAGCAAGAGGCGGCGGCCCAUCAUCCUUUUCCUAUAUUGUGUUGGACAAGUCGUCUACACCAGCUCCAGCAAUGCCCACGGACGGGGCGGCACCUUCGUCCGCGCCGAGUAUGACCGCCAGACCCGGUGGACGGGCGCGCCGAGACUCGGUGCAGGAUGUGUCAAGAACGGCCACUUCUUCCCCGGCUACCCUAACAAACCCGUCUCUAACAAAGGCGAGAGGUCAGACCGUCGAUCCGUCCGCACCACACGCUGUGGUUGAGAAUGACCCGAAUGCGGAUGAGGAAGCAGAGAAGUGGGACCAGAUCGCAGUGGAAUACCCUGCUGGAGCUUUCCCUCAUCCAGGAUGGCGCAUCACCGGAGCAGAUUGGCUUGCCGACGCCCAACAAGGUUAUGCGCGUCUUGCAGAGCGACAAUAUCUUACGCAUGCAUUGGUUCUAUGUUCCACGCGCUCCUUCACGCAGGGCUUGAUACUUCUCUGGGAGCGCUCGAGGAUGUACGAGGGCAUCCUGCGCUUCUGGAUGGGUGCCUAUCGUGCGAAAACACACCCUGAUGCGCCCGCCGAGGUCGUCCGUGCGCUGAAUAAGUACGGUGACGGUAAGCCCAGACUAAACCCGCUCAUGCUGAAGUUCUUGACGUCAACACCGCAAUUAUUAUCGCGGCAUGCUGAGGACUUGCAAAAUAUUCUCAGGGUCGUCGACGAGCAAGGAAUCAUGCAGCCGCUGAGCGUCGUGCAAGUCCUGAGCAGGAACGGUGUCACGAGCGUUGGCUUGGUGAGACAAUGGUUGAUGACGAGGGUCAGGCAAGCUCAGCAGGAAGUUGAAACUGAUCAACAAGUCAUCGACUCAUACUUCAACGAGACGCGGGAGAAGCUGCGCCAGGUAGAAGACUUGUCAGACCCUGAUCAGCCCAAGGAAGAAUAUCACGUCGCGCAUGUGGUCUUCCAGCUCGUGGACCUUGACCAGUGCUGCGGCCUUCUCCCGUUCCGCCUGCUCUGCAUGCGAGAGUUCAAUCUGUACAAUGGCGUUGUUUUCCAGUCCCAUAGAGAGCACAUCGGACGAUACUGCGAGUAA